CCUCUUCCAGUAAACGUGAUUAACUAGGGGGGAGGAGGAGGGGAGCUCCAUAUGGCAAUCUGGGGAAGGCAGACGAAUCAGCGAAUUGCUUUGCAUGUGGUACAGUACAUCCCGGUCACAAGCUCCAGUUAUCAGCUCCAACACGUUAGAAAAUUGUUCAGUUGGAUGCAGGGAAGCUGAGAGCACAGAGGCAGAGGAAAAACCAGCAGGAUCUUAGAGACAAAUUCUACCAGCUGCUGUCUGAAGAAGUUGUCUUGGAAACCAAAAGCAAGACUCCAUAGAGCACAUUGUUCUUAGUGGUCUCACCCAAACAAAUCAAUGAAAGAAGCCAUGCCUGUCCUGUCAGCCAGCACAGGACUGCAUGAAACUCUGGCGCUGUUGACAUCACAGCUCCGGCCAGAUGCAAACCAUAAGGAAGAUCUAGGCUUCCUCAAAGAUGUCUUCAGUGAGAAGAGCUUGACUUAUCUCAUGAAAAUUCACGAGAAGCUCCAGCAGUAUGAAAGUCAGAGCCCCACCCCUAUCCUCCAUACCGCACACUCCCUAGCGGAGGAUGUGGCUGAAGAACUUCAGAGUAGGCCUAUGGGUAAUGAUGAGAAGGAACUGUUUCAGCUGUUAACUGCUCCACACCUCAAGGCUGUUCUCACAGUCCAUGACACAGUCGCUCAGAAGAAUUUUGACCCGGUCCUCCCUCCUCUCCCAGAGGACUUUGAGGAUGAGCUGGAGGAGGAGUCUGUGAAGAUUGUCCGUCUCGUCAAGAACAAGGAGCCUCUGGGAGCCACAAUAAGGAGGGAUGAGGCCACAGGCGCAGUCAUUGUUGCGAGGAUCAUGCGGGGUGGAGCAGCUGAUCGCAGUGGUCUGGUUCAUGUUGGAGAUGAAUUCAGAGAAGUCAAUGGAAUUCUAAUCGUCCACAAGAGGCCAGAUGAAAUCAGUCAGAUCUUGUCUCAGUCUCAGGGCUCAAUAACAUUGAAAAUAAUCCCAGCAAUAAAAGAGGAGGACCGCCUGAAGGAGAGCAAGGUGCACAUGCGUGCUUUGUUUGAUUACAUCCCUGCGGAGGACAAAGCCACUCCCUGCCAGGAGGCUGGCCUGCCCUUCAAGAAGGGUGACAUCCUGCAGGUAGUCAGUCAGGAUGACCCCACCUGGUGGCAGGCCAAGAGAGUUGGGGACAGCAACCUACGAGCUGGGCUCAUCCCUUCAAAGCAGUUCCAGGAAAGGCGUUUUAUUUACAGAAUAAAAAUGGGCACUCUGCCAAACCCCAAAUCUCCAAAACACACACUUUAUGACCAAGCUUGUGACAAAGAAGACUGUGACUGUGAGAGCUAUUUCAAUGGACAGUAUAUAGCUGGUCUGCGCAGAAGUUUUCGUCUGAGCAGAAAGGAGCGACAGAACACUCAAAACGAUGCCAAGCAGGCAGAGCCAAGCGAACCAGAGUUGCUGACCUAUGAAGAGGUCACAAGGUACCAGCAGCGGCCGAACGAACGUCCCCGGCUUGUCCUCCUGAUUGGUUCUUUGGGAGCAAGGAUCAAUGAACUGAAACAGAAGGUGAUUGCUGAGAACCCGCAACACUACGGUGUAGCAGUGCCACAUACAACAAGAUCCAAAAAAAAUCACGAGAAAGAGGGGGUAGAAUAUCACUUUGUCUCCAAGCAGACGUUUGAAGCUGACACUCAAAAUAACAAAUUCGUCGAGUAUGGAGACUACAAAGAAAACCAGUAUGGGAUGAGCCUACAGGCUAUACGAUCAGUUCUCAGCAAAAACAAGACAUGUUUGGUGGAUGUGCAGCCUGAGGCAAUAAAAAGCUUGCGAACAGCAGAAUUCAAGCCCUAUGUGAUAUUUGUGAAGCCUCGAGUACCAGAGGGCCAUCGCAGACGUAGUGCGGCCACUCCCCCCGGUAUGGGAGAGCACGGCCGAUCAGUGGAUGAAGAGUACCAGGAAAUGCGUCAGUCGGCAGCUCUUAUUGAGAAGCAGUACGGUCACCUUGUGGAUAAAGUGCUGGUGAAAGACAACUCCCAGAGCGCCUGCACUGAAUUGAAGAACAUCUUGGAGAGACUGGAGAGAGAGCCCUUCUGGGUCCCGUGCAGCUGGGUCAGGACCUAGUCAACACACUCGUUUUGUAUAGAAGUCAAUUAGGUGUUUUUCAUUUUAAACCUCUGGAAGCAGAACAGUACACAUGUUUUACAGAAUAUACAGUGCCAGUCCAAAUAAAAAUCCAGUGCCAGUCCUAAUACUGUGGCAGAAACUAUAUUGAAGUUGGUGUAAACUUACAGACAAACAGGGCAGCCUGCCUGCUAUGCAUUCAUGAUCCUGGAUCAACAGCUGAAACCACGUUUGACUGUUCAAAGACGCCUGUGAUCUUGGCUCAGUUUAUGUUUAACUGGAGGGUUUGAAGAAUAAAUUAAUUCAAAUUUCUUUUUUGUUUUACUGUUCUUGCCUUUUUUUGAAGUUUGCAAUAAUUCUUAGUGGUUCUUGUCAGUUAAAAUGUUUUUUUCUAGGAGUUCAGGAGCUGCUCUUCAGUUGUAGUAGCCUGUAGUAGACGUAUGUAUUGUUGGUUAGAUCAGCCAAAAUUUGUAUGUGUAAGCGCCAGCACCAUCUAAUGCACAGCAGUGUAAAGAUCAUUUGAUGACGCAGGUUACUUCUGCACUGAGGCAAAAGCACACAGACUUAAAAUUAAAAAAUCACAGUAUUUAAGUUAUCUCAGUGUAAGCCACUCUGAAUUAUUGCAAACAUCAUAAAAAAGGUAAGGGGACAGUAAAAGGAAAUGAAAUUGUAAGCUAGUGAUCUAUUUUUCAAACAAAUACAAAUUAGUAUUACAUCUGUCGUGUUCCACAAUCAUGUUUACUUAAAUAUUAUCUGUUUACAUUUUUAAUAUUUAAUAUAAUUUUACAACACCUAUUAAGCUAAUAUUUGCCAUAUAGGCUUGUGAGGUACUGAAGCACCCUUCAUUAAUCUGUCCAUAUGUUUCAAGGUGUACAGUACCUUAAAGUCUUUAUUCAAUUUUAGUUUGUCGCAUAUAUGCACUAUAUUAGCUCUAGGCUAUGGAUGAGCUGAGUUUCUGCUCAAAUAUUUAAUUUUAAUUUGGACUCUGAACAGUAACUUGUAAUGGGAUUUAGCUGGGGAAACAAGUGACCAGGUGUAACCGCAUCUCCUGCACUUCUUUCCACUUUGUAGCUUUAUAAUAAAAAAUAGUAAUGAAUAAAUGUGAAUUAAACUGCCUCAGAAUGCUGCUGCAUUGAGCUGUUCAAUCUAGUCACUCCAUCCUCCCAGUCACUCAGUCCCCUGCAGGCCUCACACGCUGGUGACAAUUACAUGUGGCGUCUAUGUACUGGUUUAGGCAAUGCGAUUAAUAUUAGUUAGUUUUACUGAAACCGAACCAAAUUCAACAAUACCGGUAGAUAUAUAUGAUUAUUUGUAUUAAGAAAUAGUUAUAAAUCUGAAUUUUAAAAUUCAGGUUCACGCUCAGUCAUAUUCUAGAACCGCUAGUUAUUGUAGCUGAUGUGUGCUACUAAAUAAUAAUAAAGGCACAGGACAAUGGAUCCAAGUGCAGUUAUAAUUCAUAACUCCAUAAUUCAGAUCGUCCAAACUAUGUGACUUCACAUCAGAAGAUCUGAUGAAAAUGUGAACAAUGCAGAAUUUUUACAGUUCAAUGGACAAAAGACACCCAAGGAACACAAGUAAUGGAACUUUGUGUUACUGUUCAAUUCAUGCAUUUCUUUACCUGAAAGACUUGAAUAGUUUACACUGCAGUUUGGUUUAUAGAGCACUUAAAAUAGUGUCUAAGUUUGUUCCCUCACUCAUGACUAAAGCAAAGGAGGAAGCACUUUCUUGAUAAGAAUGUAUAUCACAACAUAUUAAAUGACAGACAUGGCUUAUUCCCCCAGGAGAUCAGAUUCAGUUUGUAUGGUUAUCAAAGAUUGGACAUGAUUUCAGUGUGUGUUGAUUGUGCAUUAUUUAGGUAGUCUGGAUUGAGUAAAAAUGGUUUAAUCAAGUGAUAUGGUCUGUAAGAUGACAGCAUGUCACAAGUACCUUUUAUAUGAAUUAGAAUUGUAGUGGGUUCUCAUUACAGGCCAUUUAAAAAAAUUAAUAAAUACAGGUGGUCCAUAAAGUUCAUACCACUGGCUAUAUAUUUUCAAAAUUACAAUGAUUGUAAUCUACCCAUACCAGGUUAUAUUAGAAGGGCACAAUGGUGAGAUUUCUCCGGUUUGACUCGAGUUUCCAGUAUCUUAUAGUUUUAGGUUUGAAUCCACAGAUAUAUAUAAAUGGGCCAUAUCGAAAAAUAUUUAC
Molecule: messenger RNA, 4278 nt
Organism: Polyodon spathula (Mississippi paddlefish)
Lineage: Eukaryota; Metazoa; Chordata; Actinopteri; Acipenseriformes; Polyodontidae
Gene: mpp3a
Product: membrane palmitoylated protein 3a
Exons: 19
Coding region: 319-2094 (591 amino acids)
Cellular component (GO): cell-cell junction; plasma membrane
Molecular function (GO): protein binding
Source: RefSeq, a predicted model, not a curated record